GUUUUAAAGCUGAAGAUAUUUGUAAAUGCUUAUAUAAAAUUCGUAAUGAUAGUGUUAGACCAAGACAUUUCCUUGGCGCAGAUAAUGAGGAUGAAAUAGAAGCCAUACUUUCAGAUUGUGAAGGCUAUUUCUUACAUGAAUAUAUUGAUGGUGAUGAGCUAUUCUGGCCUAUUAUAGAUUUUGAUUUGCCAGUAAAAACAUUAGAUGCUAUUACCCCAAGCUUUCAGACAAACAG
Funneliformis geosporum is the source of this 235-nucleotide messenger RNA. The record is from the annotation of a GenBank genome assembly. Lineage: Eukaryota; Fungi; Glomeromycota; Glomeromycetes; Glomerales; Glomeraceae.